This is a messenger RNA of Exserohilum turcica Et28A, 603 nucleotides long. RefSeq lists its product as uncharacterized. The coding region runs from base 1 to 603 and encodes 200 amino acids. The record is from RefSeq and is a predicted model, not a curated record. The transcript has a single exon. Lineage: Eukaryota; Fungi; Ascomycota; Dothideomycetes; Pleosporales; Pleosporaceae.
AUGCAAGCUGAGUUCAGAGGCGCACCCACACCUCCCGAAAGAGCAAGCGUAGCAGCAGAUAGGCGUCGUAGCCGUCUGCUGCUGUUGCGCGCCAAAACCAUGGUUAUUGAUGGCGGUCGUGGUGAGUGGACGUCGUGCGGGUCGGUCCUCCAGCCUCUGCGGCUAAUCUAUUUCGGGCUCGACUGCCACCAGCGCGCCAUGAUCAGCCGGCAGGGUGACGCCGAUCCGCCGCCAGCAAGGCCAAUCCCUGCCUGUCGCGCUAGCCGUCAACCCCCAUCCCAUCAGUUGCGUGUGGAGAGCCGACGUCCAUGUCCGAAGCUCGUGUCUGCACCCAACAUGCUGCUCGCCCUUUUGCUCAGCCUUCCCCUUGCCUCGCUUCGCCACGUAGCUGCUCUGCUUUGCUCGGCGCUGCUCUGCUCUGCCGUGCCGUCAUCCCCACCAAGUCUUGGGCUCUGGGCUCUGGGCUCUGGGCUCUGGGCCCUGAGCCUGCCCUGGCCAUCAUGUUGCCCAACAGAAGCAACAAUACGCCUUGAGCUGGUCGGCCAUUCCAAACUCCUUCACGCCGAUGUCACUCAUGUCGGAAAUACCGAGCUCAAACGCUAG